UCCCCGCGCGGAGGUGAGGGGGAUUAUCAAUCCAUCCAGCAAUGCGGCGGCAGCUAUAGCAUUCGAGAUCUCUAGGAUGGGGCGGCCGCUCGUCUACGACAUCAUCGACAGGCCUGCUAGCAGCUGCCUGAUCGCGCUGUGCAGCGCGGUGUGGCUCUACAUCCAGCACCGGAGCAUCGGCUACGCGGAGGUUGGGAUGAGCUACGAGACGGUGGUGCUCCAGGGGCAGUACUGGCGGAUCCUCACCUCCUCCUUCUCGCACAUAAGCUUCCUCCACCUCGUCUUCAACAUGAGCGCACUGUGGAGCCUGGGCAUGGUGGAGGGCCUCAAGGGGAUCGGCCUGGGGAUCACCUUCUACGUCCACUACACGCUCCUUCUCGUGCUUCUCUCGGCGGCGCUCGUCCUGGGGAUCUACCACUUCCUCGUCCAUCGCUUCAAUCUGGAGCUCUACAAGCGUGUCUCGGCGGUGGGGUACUCGUGCGUGGUUUUCGGCUGGAUGACGAUCCUGGCGUCCAAGCAGCCAUCGUCCAAGCUCGAGCUCUUCGGCCUCCUCUCGCUCCCCAUCAACUUUGCGCCAUUCGAGUCGCUGGUUUUCACGUCCAUCAUCGUCCCCAAGGCCAGCUUCCUGGGACACCUCGCCGGGAUCAUCGUCGGCUACUUGAUCGCGUGGGGGUCGAUCCAGGGGAUGACGAACUACUGGUUUGUAUCGCUGCUGGCGUGGAUGGUCUUGCUGCUCGGGCUCAGCAUCCACAGGACGUCGUCGUAUCAGUUUUGGUUCCUCCAGAUCGAGCCCGUCGCAGAUCCCAGCGUCCCGCAGCUCUCCAACUCUCCCACGCUGCUGCAAAGCUCUUCGUUUGCUACUGCUCCACCGGUUUUUGGAAGCCAACUCGUUUGAUUCAGAUGGAAACGAAGUAGAGUUGAGAGGUACACUACCAGACUCUUCUCUCAUCGUUUCAUACUUGCUCUCGCUUCCAUUAGGCUCUUUGUUUCGCUCGAUUGUUUACCUGAGGCUCUGCGACUGCGUCCAAGUGCAUUGUCUUCGGUUCUCCACGUUUCAAAGAAUGGGGCUCAAGAUGGAGGUGAUUCCACUCGCUCACAAAGCCAUUGAAAUUUCUUGGAGAUAGAACAGAAAAAGCGUCGUUUUUUAAAAUUCUUUUCGAGCGAGAUUUACAGUGUCUGCGCAUUUGAGAGAGAAAAAAAUUAGGCUUGUCUGAACCCAGGUCCGAACUGGGGAUCUUUAGUGUGUGAGACUAGCAUGAUGACCAACUACACCAUCCUGGAGGUAGUGUACAAAUUUCUGUGGAGCUCUAAGAGAAUAUAUUUGUGAAAA
This is a messenger RNA of Selaginella moellendorffii, 1330 nucleotides long. RefSeq names its product RHOMBOID-like protein 13. NCBI's taxonomy places the organism in Eukaryota, Viridiplantae, Streptophyta, Lycopodiopsida, Selaginellales, Selaginellaceae. Gene Ontology annotation, cellular component: membrane. Gene Ontology annotation, molecular function: serine-type endopeptidase activity. The record is from RefSeq and is a predicted model, not a curated record. The transcript has 2 exons. The coding region runs from base 77 to 895 and encodes 272 amino acids.